Molecule: messenger RNA, 2532 nt
Organism: Strongylocentrotus purpuratus (purple sea urchin)
Lineage: Eukaryota; Metazoa; Echinodermata; Echinoidea; Camarodonta; Strongylocentrotidae
Product: monocarboxylate transporter 13
Exons: 5
Coding region: 411-2159 (582 amino acids)
Biological process (GO): monocarboxylic acid transport; transmembrane transport
Molecular function (GO): monocarboxylic acid transmembrane transporter activity
Source: RefSeq, a predicted model, not a curated record
GAUCCUUUCCACACCGUUUCUUUCACAAUGCAAUCGCAUUACCAGUACUAAAAUUUAUCUUUAAGCUACGGUCACAAAGGUUCGUACGAACGAUUAUUUCGUACGAAUCACCUUGUUUUCCAAGGUCUUCCCGAAUUUCCAUUGUCUGAAAAUCGUUCGUACGGCGUUCAUAGCAGUUCGUAAUGGCAUUUGCGACCGAGGCUUUAGGUUGUCGUCCUCAUCGUUGCUGAUGCCCAUACACAUUGACUGACCUUUGUUCUCUCUCUUUUCAUUUCAAUUUACAGUUUUAACGCCCUCCCAUCGAGGGGGCGGUAACAAAAGUGUACAACAAAUAUACUGUGCUGCAUAUUCUGUUUCGACGUCCAUCGUGACUAUAUUCGAAACGGACGUCGUUAAGCUUUUAGUGGACGAUGUUGGAUUUAAAAGGUUUCUUUUCGCUGUGGCGGGUGGCGUUCGCAUUUCACGUCUGCCUUGCAUUCGGCCGUGGUAUACUACUGUCCUUGCCGGUGAUCAUCGACGAUAUCACAGAAGACCUUCAAACGACCACGGCUGCAGUCGGGAUGAUAUUUGCAACAUUUCUAGUUUCUUAUGGUAUUUCAGGUCCUUUGGUAUCAUACGCUCUCAACGUUGUAGGUUGUCGUACGGUGAUCAUGAUAGCUGGUGUUCUCAUAUCUUCAGGGAUAUUCCUCACGGCGUUCGCACGACAUAUUGCCUUCGUUUGGGUUGGAUACAGUUUGCUUGGAGGGAUCGGAUCGAGUGCCAUCUACACAGCAUCUACAGCUACCAUUCGACAGCACUACUCUGACCACCACUACGCCCUAGCUAAUGGAGCUGCAACAACUGGCCUCUCGUUCUCGGUGUUGAUCUUAUCUCCAGUACUCCGAGCCCUUGCUUUUGCCUACGGAUGGAGAGGGGCUUUGGUCAUUGGCUCGGGCAUAACGCUCAACAGUGUCGUCAUUGGCGCACUCAUGAAACCCGAGGUCGUCAGAAAGCGAAGGACCUUGGUCGGUGAUGAGGGCGAAAUAGGCAACGUCAAUGACCACGACGGCGAUAAAGGUGAUGUUGACAACGGGACUAAUGAGGUUCUGCUUCGACCAUCUCCGUCUGACCAUCAAACUACUGCUACCGUUCUGGAGUCUUCAGAAUCACAUGACCAAGAAAGUUCUGCAGGAGUUUGCAAAGACUGUAGUGGAUCGCUGAAGAAUCAAAGUUGUUAUCCGAGAGCACCUAUGGGCAUUACAGUCCCAUGUGAUGAUCAAGAGCAACAUGGUGAUUCGGAUGAAGAUAUCGACGGGAAUAAGAAUGAGAUUCAAAGUCUUGCGGAUUUUGAUACAGAUGGCGACAUCCAUUCUGGAGUCUCUAUCACGGAUGACAAAGGAGGUCCUCAAACCACAUUCCUCGGAAUAGACCAUGGUUCUAACUGUAGUCCAUCUAGUGUGAAUGAUAUGCGAAAGGGUGACAAAUAUCGUAGCCUUGAGAGUGCAAGAGUUGUUAAAUCUACAUUUAGAAUAUCCAAUCUUUUCAAGUUUAGCGCCAAACCCCUGACGAGGACAACCAAAAUUUGUCAUGUGGCACUCCUUGUCGCUAUAUUUUUUCUGGCAGCAACUUACGUGACUGUUAACAUUUUCCUCGCCUCGGCUGGGACUCAUGUAGGACUCUCUUCCAUGCAAGCAGCCACACUUCUCUCCGUCUUCGGGGGUUCUCAGGCUGUUGGUCGUUUUUCCAAUGGGUUUCUUGUGACGAAGGGUUACGUGAAAGCCGUGCAUCUCUACAUAGGCGCGCAGAUACUGAUGGCAUCAGCCUUUUUGGUCCUCGGACUUCUGAUGAGGGUUUACGUGGUCGCCAUCUUGGCAUCAUUAGCGUUCGGAGUGUCCGCUGGGGCUAUCCUCUCACUCAACAUCGUCAUGCAGAGGGUGAUCGAUGACAGUGCGACGUCGAUCUCGUUAGGAUGGCUACUAUUCGUCGAUGUUUUCGGUGGUCUCUUCGGCAGCUUAGCAUUAGGUUUCCUGAAAGACUUGACUGGUAGCUUUGUGCUUAUGUUCGUUCUGGCUGCAGUUUUCACAUCACUGUCUGUUGCCCUCAGCGUUAUCAUCCUUAUACUCAAGAAGCGGGAAACGAUGUCCUUGAAAAGGAACAUAAAAUCCAACGAAGCAAUCUAGACUUCCUGGCUGAUUCCGCCUUUAAAGAAAAUGAACCUAACUAUUUUGCAGCGUAUUACGCCUAUCAGAUGACACAACCUAUUAACAAUGUUAGAACAAUUAAAAGUGGAACUUAAGCUUAACCCCGGGCUAACACUACCCCCCCCCCCUUAGCCCCACCUAUAGUCCGGGGCUAAGCAAAAUUUUACCAGUGUGAAAACGGUGUACCAACUCUAGAAGUAAGACUAAUGUAGCACAGACUCAUGAUGUACUAUAAAAUUAUCAACAAUUAUUUAGUAAAUCUCUGUAAAAGAAUUACGCCAGCAAAUAGAAUAUGCAGAAAUUACCAUUAAAUAAGAAGAUGUUUCUACCUUUUGCAAAAGGUUGACUACAA